AUCAUCUUUGCCAUGAUUCAGGUUUGCUACGGCCUCUCACGACGUUCUCGACAGCCUACAAGUCCACGACUUAUCCAUUCCCACCAUUCGUAAACUGCUACAAAUUCGAGCUCUCAAUAACAAAGGUUCUUUCUUCUUCGGCAAAGGUUUCCAAUCGUUGCUAUAUCUACCGAACAAUUUAUAACCAAGGUACCAACGUCGUAUCGGAUUUCAGGAGGCUACGAACUGAUAUAAAGACCGUCAGAUAUCUGCAUUUCUUGCUUGAAACAUGCUGCGCACCCGUCCUACCUUGGGAGCCCUCCAUCGCCAGCUUCUUUCGCGGAUGCAGCAUGUCCGAUUUCAGUCAUCUGUCCAAGUUCUUAUAAAUAAAGCAGAUCUCCACAUCCCCUCACUAGGCACAGCCUUUCCAUAUCUGUGGCUCCGUGAUUCAUGCCAAUCGUCCGCAUGCGUGCAUCCGGCUAAUCAGCAAAAGCUUCAUCGUAGUUCUGACAUUCCUCUCGAUAUACGGCCAGAUCACAUUGAGUCCCUUGCCGAUGGGCUUCGAAUUCGCUGGUCUGAUAACCAUGAAUCGAAAUACACAUGGGAAUUCCUCGCCCGACAUACAUCCCCCCAGAAUCUCUCUCGGUUCCAUAGAGAUGUGCUCAAACAGGCAUGGAACAACGCAUCCAUCACUCAGACCUCCGAUCUCUACAUAUCUUACGAAUCUAUCAAAACACCGUCAGGCUUGUUGGCUGCAAUCGAUCACAUCUGCCGUUACGGGCUUAUAUUCAUUCGUGGAGUUCCAAACGAGGAAACAAGCAAUGCGACAUGUGAGCUACGUCAUCUAGCGCAAAGGUUUAGCGAGAUACGAGAGACGUUCUAUGGUCCAUUGUGGGACGUUGUCAAUGUUGUGAAUAGUCGCAAUAUUGCAUAUACAGACCUUGAUCUAGGCCUCCAUAUGGAUCUCCUAUAUUUCCAAAAUCCACCUCAAUACCAGAUUCUCCAUUGCCUGCGAAAUCAAGUCGAGGGAGGCGCGUCCUACUUUGCCGAUGCUCUCUUUACGGCAGAGAAGCUGAAAGAACAAAAUCCAUUUCAUUUCGACGUGCUCACCUCGACCCUUGUCCCAUUCCACUAUAUUAACGACGGACAUCACCUUCGCUUUGAGCAUCCUACCAUCGAGCUAUCCGGGGACGGCAAGACCAUCACACAGCUGAACUAUUCUCCUCCGUUCCAAGCACCUCUGCUGCUGUCUACCCCACCGGCGUUUUACUCCGCCCUGAAGGAAUUCACGCAAUUGCUCAAUGACACUAAAAAUACUUAUGAAUACACCCUUCAAGAGGGAGACGCCGUUCUCUUUGAUAAUCGCAGGGUGCUUCAUGCUAGGACUGAAUUUCAGGAUAAACCUGGGUUCACGCCGAGGGAGGGGGAAACAAACCGAUGGCUGAAGGGUUGCUAUAUUGAAGCCGACGCAAUGUGGGACCGCGGGAGAGUGCUGCGAAGCCAGCAAAGCGUGACCACACAGUGAAGCCACUCGGAGCGGUAUCAUGUUAGCAGGAAGAGGGAACAAACAGUAUGUCACUGCGAAGAGAACUCAGAAGUAACACCCAAAGACUCUGUAACAAUUUUCAACAGCUACGAUACUGGUGGAUCUUGAGCUUGAUGGAUAAUAUUUGAGAAACGUGUACGAGUAUUUUGUCGAGUAAUCCUUUCAGGCACCCG
Desarmillaria tabescens is the source of this 1698-nucleotide messenger RNA. RefSeq lists its product as uncharacterized. Gene Ontology annotation, cellular component: mitochondrion. The record is from RefSeq and is a predicted model, not a curated record. Gene Ontology annotation, biological process: carnitine biosynthetic process. Gene Ontology annotation, molecular function: oxidoreductase activity. The transcript has 3 exons. NCBI's taxonomy places the organism in Eukaryota, Fungi, Basidiomycota, Agaricomycetes, Agaricales, Physalacriaceae. Bases 269 to 1504 code for a protein of 411 amino acids.